Hippocampus comes (tiger tail seahorse) is the source of this 3524-nucleotide messenger RNA. RefSeq names its product mutL homolog 3 (E. coli) (gene mlh3). The record is from RefSeq and is a predicted model, not a curated record. Gene Ontology annotation, cellular component: mismatch repair complex. Gene Ontology annotation, biological process: mismatch repair. The transcript is spliced from 12 exons. Gene Ontology annotation, molecular function: mismatched DNA binding; ATP hydrolysis activity; ATP binding. The coding region runs from base 225 to 3455 and encodes 1076 amino acids. NCBI's taxonomy places the organism in Eukaryota, Metazoa, Chordata, Actinopteri, Syngnathiformes, Syngnathidae.
AGAUGGCAGGCCGUUUAGUUUAGCUUCCGGUGCCAGCAGACUAUCCUUCGUGUUGACUGUUAACGACAACCGAUAUGUUGGUUUUAACGCGUCGUUUACUUUUUUCCUUAAGUAUUUCAAUCACUAAUUCGUGACAGCAGCGAGAAUAUUCCGCGGUCACGAUAUGAGGACUGUGGCGACGCUGAAACGUCACGUUUCCAAACAAGUGAAGAUGUGCAACCGAAAUGAUUAAAUGUCUGUCGGAAGAGAUUCGGGUGAAACUUCGCUCCGGUGUCGCCGUGCCAUCUCUUCAACAAUGCGUCGAGGAGCUCAUCCUCAACAGCCUCGACGCCGGAGCGACGUGUGUCAGCGUCCGGAUGGAUCUGGAGGCGUUCAAGGUGCAGGUUAUCGACAACGGCGCUGGGAUGAGCGCAGAGGACAUGGCGUGUGUAGGGAACAGAUACCACACCAGCAAAUGUCACUCACUGGGCGACCUGGACGAGCUCAGGUACUAUGGCUUCAGAGGUGAAGCCAUUGCAAGUAUAGUUGCUUUAGCCACACUUGUAGAAAUCUCAUCCCGGGCCAAAAACUCAGGCAGGACACUUGUUAGGAUCUUUAAGAAUGGCAAAGGAAUGGAUGUGUUCGAAAAGGACAUUUGUCGACCAACUGCUGGAACCACAGUUAUCAUUUGCAACUUGUUCCACAACAUGCCCGUGCGCAGGAAGAGGAUGGACCUUGUCCUGGAACGUGAGAGGGUCAGGUACCGGGUGGAGGCCAUGUCCCUGAUGCACCCCUCUGUGUCCUUCACCUUGAAGAAUGACUGCAUGGGAGCCAUGAUAGUGCAGCUCCCCAAAGCCAGAGACACCUACCACAGGUUUAUCCAGAUCCACAGCCUGACCCGAGCUCAGAAACUCGGUGAGAUCCAGCACACGCAUGCCCAGUUUGAGGUGACGGGUUACCUUGGCAGAGAGGGCCACUACAACAGUAGCUUGCAAUUCUUGUAUGUGAAUGGCAGACUGCUUCUAAAGACGCGCAUACACACACUGCUGAACUCGCUUCUACGUAGACUUAGCAGUCCAACCCAGAGGAAUGACAGCCCAGAAAAACAGUCUGCCAUCAGGAGCCCCAAGCAGAAACGCUGCCAAGACCUCCAUGGAAUAUAUGUCAUGAAUAUUAAAUGUUCCUAUUUGGAGUAUGAUAUUAGUCUUGAGCCUGCCAAAACCCUAAUCGAGUUCAAAGAUUGGGAUGGUGUUUUGCUGUGCAUAGAAGAGGCCGUAAAAGCUUUCCUGUGCAGGGAGAACUUGGUGCUCUCCCAAGAUGAAUUGCACGAUGCGUCGCCAAGGUUGAUGAAAGUCGACAGCGCUGUGCAUGAAGUCAAUAGUUCUGACCAGAGUGUUGGUACAAACUCCAUUUAUACAUCAGCGCCGACACUGGCAUCGCAAAAUGUUCAUCGUAAACCCAAGACUCACGUUGCAGCUGAUGUGCUUUCAACUGAAAAUAACGGACAUGUUGAUCUGACUAGACUGGACCUUGUUAACGAUGCAAAAGAGUCAGAGACCGCGUUUAGUAAAGCUGUGGACAUUGAAAAAGAGAUCAGGUUGCCCCAAACAACUACAAACGUUCAUUUAUCAGUCAGUGAAACAACUCUCGUUCCGCAGGAAACCGGGGCAGAAGAAAAGACGUUCAGAAAGAUUCGUGUAUCCUGUCCAUUCAUUCACAAAUGUCUGCAGGAGGCUCCCCACAGCACCAGGACACAAUUUCAUCAGCAGCAUUUAAAACGCAAAAUCUGCCUUGACGCACACCAUGCUUCAUUGUCACGAAGAAUGCACAGAAGCUUUUCUCCUGCUGUCCCCUCAAAGGUUCCCAAAGUUGCGGCUAAGGGAUCUGGAUCGCUUGACGAGUUCAGAAGAAUUUAUGGAAAAUCUGUAGAAACAAAGCUUAGCUCUAUGGAGAGUCCUAUUAAUGCUCGACUACCUGAGCCAGACCUUGGAGAAGAUGGUGUUAUUUCCCAGAACCAGCAACUGAAAAGUGACGUCACAGAAACCAAAGCGGACAAACCAGAAGGCCCUCAAAGCUCUGCUGCACCCUUAGCGUACACCACGCUAAAACGCACUUCGGAAAAACAAUCUUUAGCUGGCAAACUUAACCAACUGAAACAAAAUGGGAGAAAAGACGCAGUCCCACCCAGUUGUGCUUCUCCACAUAAUUCCUCCGUCAUUAGUACGAAAGGCUUUCAAGACGGCGCUAACAAUGCCCGUGCUGAGCCCAGUGAUGUCGGUACAACUGCAACAUCUACUGACUGGCUCCAUCACUUUGAUACCGAAAUGGGAAAAAUGGCGUAUGUCAACAAAGUGACUGGGCUUAGCAAAUACGAGGAACCGUCGAUGGAAGAAACACAGGCCCGCUGCACUUCGGAUGUCACCAACAUGGCCGUUAGUGUCGUUUCUGAAACUGGGAUGGAAUACAGGUGUUACCCGUUCCAGGCAGAGCAAGUGCUGCCCUUCUUGCCUAAAGCCAGAGGUGAAAGAGUGCUUCAUGCAGGGAGAGAUGACACAGGUGACAAUGUCGAGACCUGCAACUCACUUCUGUCUUUGUACUCAAACUGGAACAACCCUGUGUUUGUGCGUCCUCCAGAGGUGGGUGUGGACAUCUCAAGUGGGCAACCUGGUGGUCUCGCUGUAAAGAUCCACAACAUCCUGUUUCCGUACCGCUUCUCGAAGGCCAUGAUACACUCUAUGAAGGUGAUCAAUCAAGUUGAUUACAAGUUUCUUGCGUGCCUUAUCAAUACAACUGACGAUACGGAAUGUGAAGGGAAUCUUUUAGUACUGUUGGACCAACACGCUGCACAUGAGAGAGUACGUCUUGAAAACCUAAUAGCAGAUUCCUUUGAAGAGGACCCAAACGCACCCGGCGAGAGGCGUCUCUGUUCAUCCACUAUUUUACCACCUCUGCACAUCUGUGUGACAGAAGAGGAACAAAGGCUGCUCAGGUCUUGUCAGAUUCAUUUGCGGAGCUUGGGCUUGGAAGUGACAUUCACACCGAGGCAGGAUGACCAGGUGCUCGUAGGCAAGGUGCCCGUUUGUUUGGUGGAAAAAGAAAAUAACGAGCUUCGGCGGAAAAGGCCAUCUAUUAUCAAGCGCGUUGUUGAGGAUUACCUUCAAGAGCUGAUAGAGUUACUUCGUUCCACUGGUACAGUGAAAGGGUCUCUACCGCUCACGGUGCUGAAAGUCCUCGCCUCGCUAGCGUGUCACGGCGCCAUCAAAUUCAACGACAGUCUGAAUCAAGACGAGUGCCACAGCUUGGUUGCGUCCUUGUCAUCCUGCCAGCUGCCCUUCCAGUGCGCCCACGGCCGCCCGUCCAUCGCUCCGCUCGUCGACGUUGUUCAUUUGGAGCCCAACCAGAAGGAACCUCAGAAACCCAACCUCGGAAAAUUAAGAAGGAUGUACAAAGCAUGGGUACUGUAUGGGAAUAGAUAAUUUUGUGGCAACCUCAUUAAAUAGUUUUUUUUUUUAAAUAAUAAAUUGAUCUUUUCAUAUAAAUGUCUG